Messenger RNA from Neoarthrinium moseri, 2115 nucleotides. RefSeq lists its product as uncharacterized. Gene Ontology annotation, molecular function: flavin adenine dinucleotide binding; oxidoreductase activity, acting on CH-OH group of donors. Lineage: Eukaryota; Fungi; Ascomycota; Sordariomycetes; Amphisphaeriales; Apiosporaceae. The transcript has a single exon. The coding region runs from base 1 to 2115 and encodes 704 amino acids. The record is from RefSeq and is a predicted model, not a curated record.
AUGGGUUUCACCCAACGGCUCGCGGCCGGCGCCGUGCUCGCGCAGGCAGCUGCGGCACUGGUGAUGCCCAGCCAUAACCCUUUUAUCACUAAGAGGUCGUCGUACGACCACGAAUUUCACAGCGACGCCACAACCGAGUACGAUUUCGUAUGCAUCGGGUCUGGUCCAGGCGGCGGGCACAUGUGCUCGAACCUAGCCAUCGCUGGCUUCAAGGUGCUCAUUAUUGAAGCGGGCGGCGAUGAGGGUAUGCAUCUAAUCCAGCAGGUGCCCGCCAUGAAUAUCGCUUCGACCGAGCACUGGGGCAUGGAGUGGGCUUACUACAUCCACAAGUACGAAGACACGGAGAUCGAUUUGAGAGACUCCAAGAUGGUCUACAACACCAAGGACGGCAAGAAGUGGACUUCGUACAACCAAACUGGCAACCUCGGCACGCCAGCCACUUCGGGUUCGAUUCCCGACGGCGCUGAGCCGCUGGGAAUCUACUACCCGCGUACUGGCGCCCUGGGCGGUUGCUCGCGUCACAAUGCCCUCUUCAGCAUGCAGCCAUAUGAGAUGGACUGGGACGACAUGGCGGAGCUGACGGGCGACGCCUCCUACAACUCGAGCAAUAUGCGUCAGUAUCUGACACGUAUCACCGACGUCAGCUACUUGCCUCACGCGGCCGACUCCGGCAGCUCAGGCUGGUAUCCGCUGCAGGUGACGUCGCUCCUCACGGCAGCGACGGAUAUCAAGAUCGUGUCAGUUCUAGCGGCCGCAGCCACGGCAUUCGGCAAGACGAUCCUUACUGAGGUGGUCGACACUGCCACUUACCUCGCUAAGGUGCUUCUCAGCGACAUCAACGCCCCCGGCCAGACCAUGGUGCCUCAGGUCUACCAGGUGCCGCUCGUGAUGCGGGAGGACUCGCACCGUGGUGGUGUAUACGACCUCAUUGUGGACACGGCUCUGGCUACCUGGCCGAACGGUACGCGCAAGUACCACCUCGACAUCAUGCUCGACACACUUGCAACCAAGCUCACCUUCGAUACAAGUGGCGAUAAGCCUCGUGCCACCGGCGUCGAAUACAUGAUGGGUCAGUCUCUCUACCGCGCCGACCCGCGUAGCGGUUCCGCCGAGCCCACGGACACCGGCCAUGUGAGUGUCACCAAAGAGGUCAUUGUCGCUGGCGGUGCCUACAACACGCCGCAGAUCCUCAAGCUCUCCGGUGUCGGCCCUAGGGCUGAGCUCGAGAAGCUCGGCAUCGAUGUCGUCCUCGACCUCCCUGGCGUUGGUACCAACCUGCAAGACCGCUACGAGCAGACCAUGGUGUCUAAGACCGAGACCCCCUUUGCGCUGACGGCAGACUGCACGUGGCACCCUGACCCGGAACUGGACCCCUGCAUGAAGAAGUUCGUCGAGGGUAACGACCAGGUUUCCCGCGGUGGAUACGCAUCGAACGGAAUCGCUGUCGCUGUGAUUCGCAACUCAACCACGUCGGCGCGCGGCGAGCCUGACAUUAUGCUCCUCGGCGGGCCCGCCAACUUUACGGGAUACUACUCGGGUUGGUCACAGGGCUGCACAGCCGACGCCCAGCACUGGGCCUGGAUUAUCCUCAAGUCACACCAGCGUAACAACUACGGCACGGUCGAGCUGGCAUCUGCGGACCCUCGUGAUAUGCCCAUUAUCAACUUCCGCAAGUUCUACAACGAUGAGGAGGCAGCUCUGGACCUGACGGCCAUCCGUGAGGCCUACGACUACGCGCGUUCCAUUAUGAAGGAUGUGAUCCCUAUCGGCGGUCUUCUGUCGGGCACUGACGGCUCUCUCCUCACGGGCGUGGACGAGAUCUUCGAAGGCGCCUUCACCGAGGUCUGGCCGGGAGCCGACGUCCAAGGCGACGACCUUGAUCAGUUCAUCCGCGACGAGUCCUGGGGCCACCACGCCUCCUGCUCGGCUCCCAUCGGCGCCGACGGCGAUCCCAUGGCCGUGCUCGACGGUGACUUGCGCGUCCGCGGCAUCGACGGCCUGCGCGUUUCCGAUCUGAGCGCUUGUAACAAGCUGCCCGGUUACUUCCCCAUUCUGUGGAUCCACCAGCUCGUUGAGAAGGUUGCCGACACGAUCGUUGCCGAGUACUCAUCGUAA